AUGUCUUGGGAACAAACUAAAUUCUCCUUCUCUCCACGAUCGCGCGGCUGCUAUUUGGUCACAGAUGAGGUGUUGAAGAACCUUCCGCAGAUCAAGAACUACAAGGUUGGAAUGCUCAACCUGUUUGUUCAGCACACGUCUUGUGCUUUGAGUUUGAACGAAAACUGGGACCCCGACGUCCGUACGGACAUGACGACCGCCUUGAACAUGAUUUGCCCCGAUAACGGAGGUGGAAAAUGUCAGUUUAUUCAUACAGAUGAAGGUCCGGAUGACAUGUCGGGGCACGUAAAAUCUUCCUUGAUCGGUGCCUCCCUUAACAUCCCUAUUAGCAAUGGAAGGCUGGCGACAGGUACAUGGCAAGGCAUUUGGUUACUGGAGUUCAGGGAUUACAGACACACAAGACAUUGUGUCGCUACCAUCAAUGGCCUCAAGGAGUAA
Messenger RNA from Ogataea haglerorum, 438 nucleotides. RefSeq lists its product as uncharacterized. The transcript has a single exon. The record is from RefSeq and is a predicted model, not a curated record. Bases 1 to 438 code for a protein of 145 amino acids. NCBI's taxonomy places the organism in Eukaryota, Fungi, Ascomycota, Pichiomycetes, Pichiales, Pichiaceae.